Messenger RNA from Miscanthus lutarioriparius, 462 nucleotides. Lineage: Eukaryota; Viridiplantae; Streptophyta; Magnoliopsida; Poales; Poaceae. The record is from the annotation of a GenBank genome assembly.
AUGUCCACGCCAGAAACGUUCAAAUGCCUAGCAGUCGUGCUUGCUUAUGGCCAGCAAGAGGAAAUGAAGAACGGUUAUCCAAAGAGGCAUCAAACUGUACCAUUUGUAGAUCUUUUUGCAGCACCUGCACAGGUUGUUCCAGUUCCAGCAACCAGUUCCAUGCAGGCAGCAAGUUCACUUGGUACUCCACAGAGUACACAGCCUGAACCACAGGCUAUGUCCAUUGACUCUGGAACUUCAUCGGCACCUACUCCAGCAGCUGACCCAAAUGAUACACCUCUAAAGGAUCUCAUCACCAAAUCACCAACAGCGCGCUCGCAGGAAGCUGUUUGGAGAAGACACUAUCGCUCAAAAGGGAUUUCUGGUGUCAUUGGUUACAGCAGCAUUGAGGGUGAGGCAUGGCAAUGGAGGCCCUUUAGCUCCCACAAGCAUGCACGGUCUGGGAAAACAAACAACCAGUAA